Messenger RNA from Pygocentrus nattereri (red-bellied piranha), 903 nucleotides. It is a transcript of the gene rida, whose product is annotated as reactive intermediate imine deaminase A homolog. Lineage: Eukaryota; Metazoa; Chordata; Actinopteri; Characiformes; Serrasalmidae. The coding region runs from base 76 to 498 and encodes 140 amino acids. The transcript is spliced from 6 exons. Gene Ontology annotation, molecular function: deaminase activity. Gene Ontology annotation, cellular component: cytosol. The record is from RefSeq and is a predicted model, not a curated record.
UAAACUUUGCUCGGAGGCGUGUCGACAGAGGCUGUAGGCGAGCACAGACACUUUGUGAAAGUUAUUAAUCCACUCAUGUUGGAAGAGAUGGCUGCUAUUCGAAGGCAAAUACCAUACACAUCUAAAGCCCCAGUUAGACAAGGCAUAUAUAGCCAGGCGGUGGUGGUAGAUCGCACUGUGUAUGUGUCUGGGCAGCUGGGAAUGGACGUAGCAUCAGGGCAGUUAGUGGCUGGAGGGGUGCAGGCUCAAGCCAAACAGGCUCUUAUAAACAUGGGUGAGAUUCUGAAAGCAGCAGGAUGUGGAUAUGAAAAUGUUGUCAAAACAACUGUGCUCCUGGCAGACAUUAAUGACUUCAACAAUGUCAAUGAGGUCUACAAGCAAUUCUUCACCAGAAACUUUCCAGCCAGGGCUGCUUACCAAGUCGCUGCUCUACCCAGAGGUGGUCUUGUUGAGAUCGAAGCAGUUGCUGUAUUGGGACCCAUUACGGAUGCCUCCUGACUAACCGCCGCAAGCAUGAAUAAAUUGUAACUUUAAUUGAGGAGCCUAAAAUUCGAUCACUAACUGCCUUCAUCCUGAGAUAUACCUUCAGAUUUUGUAAACACAGAAGAAAAUACAUUCCUUUGCACUGACGAAUGGUCAUAAUAUCACAUGCCAAUUCAACCCAUUACAUGUUAGUAUUGCUGUUGGUGUUUUGAUUUGUACUUUCUGUGAGCUGACAUUAGAGGAAGUGAAUGUAGUGAUAUAGUCUAUAAUGCAGACUAAUUCAAGACUACACUUCACUUAGCAGUAUUAUUGUGCUUUUUUUCCAAAUGUUUAAUCCUCUAUCAAGCCCUGUGAUGUGUUUCUUGUUGCAUCUAAGACACUAAAAUAGGAAAGCACAUUAAAAAUCAGGACUUGCUUUAA